Molecule: messenger RNA, 2805 nt
Organism: Eimeria acervulina
Lineage: Eukaryota; Apicomplexa; Conoidasida; Eucoccidiorida; Eimeriidae
Exons: 14
Coding region: 1-2805 (934 amino acids)
Source: RefSeq, a predicted model, not a curated record
AUGGGGCAACCAAACAAUGGGGAAUGUCCCUCCUUAAGGCGCAGCAGUGUCUGCAUGAGCCGAAGCAGCAACAGCAGCAGCAGCAACAGCAGCAGCAGGAGCAGCAGCAAAAACAAGUUGAAUCCUUGUGGGUCUUCUAGCUCCGCCCCUGCAGUAGCUUCAGAUGCGCCGGUGCCCAUCAGCCACCGCAGCAGCAACAGCAGCAGCAAGAACGGCAGCGGCAAGAACUGCAGCAGCAGCAGCAACAGCGGCAGCAGCGCAGCGACAGCAGCAGAUGCGCAGCUGCCGAACCUCUUGUCCUCAGUUGGAGGUCUUUCUAUUAGGCGGCUCAUGCAGGGCCCUGAGCCUCUCUAUCGCUCUGCUGCUGCUGCUGCUGCAGAAGGCACCUUGCUGCCCCACCUCCCCCCAGCAGCAGCUGCUGCUGCAACAGCUGCUGCGGCAGCAGCAGCUGCAGCAACGAAAGGUGCAUUAGCAGCAGAAGGAGCUGCUGCUGAUCCCUCGCCCCGGCCUCCGACUUUUGUCUUAACCCCUGCAAGCGCCGCUCGCAGUGACGAGCAGCAGCAGCAGCAACAACAACAGCACCUGCUGCAGCAGCAGCAGGAAGCUAAGGAGAAGCAGCAGCGCCGGCCGCAUCAGCAGCAGCAGCAGCAGCAAGAGCAGCGGCGGCUGCAAAGGCUGCAGCAGCAGCUGCAUUCUCUGGGUUAUACAGAGUUAGUAGUAGCAGCAAACAGUCAGUUGGUGUCUCAGCUGCUGUCUGACUUAAUUAAAUCCGUCGGUAACUUCAGAGCCCUUAUAGUCAGGUACAGAGAGCUGCAGCAGCGCCUUCAUGAAGCGACUAGUGCUGCUGCUGCUGCUGCUUCUGCCCAGCAGCAGGAAGCAGCAGCAGCGGAGAAGCACAGGCGGGAGGCCGAAGCAGCACGUGUGCAGCUGCAGCAGCUGCGGCAGCAACAACAACAGCAGCAGCAGCAGCUGGAUGAUCUCAAGUCUUGUGGGGCCCUUCUGCAGCAGAAUAGAGGGGGAGACGCAGCAGCGGCUGCUGAGCUGCUGCGGCAGGCGCAAGAGGAGUGCCAGCAGCUGCAGCAGCAGCUGCAGCAGCAGCAGCUGAACCACGAGAGGGAGCUUGCCGAGAUGUAUAAGCAGCAGCAGCACCAGCAGCAAGAGGACGCUGCAGCAGCAGCAGAGCUGCGCGUCUUGCUGCAUGCAAAAGAAGAAGAGUUGCUGCAGCUGCGAGGCAGCCCUCAGAGCUUGCUUUCUGCUAGUGCCCCAAGCAGCACUGACAGUAGCAGCAAGGCUUCAGGCUGCAGCAGCUCUCGCUGCAGCAGCAGCACUUACCGCAAGAGGCCCCUGCUGCUGCGGGGCAUGCGUAGUGCUGCUGCAGCAGAACAGCGAGUGCUGCAGCGGCGGUUUAAAUCCCUUAGAAAAAAGCUUAAAGCUGUGAAGGCUGAAAAGGAAGAAGUUGCUGCUGAGCUGCAGCAAUGGAUAGGGAGGACCUCGAAGGCAGAGGCUGCGCUGCAGCAAGCAGAAGAAAGGGUAGCAGAAGCGGAAAAGCAGCAAGAGGAGCUGCGACAGAAAAAUUCGCUUGAGAAACUCCAGGCUGCGGAGCAGCAACAAAGAGUGCAGCAGGAGCAGCAGCAGCAGCGGCAAGUCGAGCAGCUGCAGCAGCAGCUAAAGACAGAGCGCCAACGCACAGAGGAGAUGAAGAAAAUGCUGAUAGAGUUGCAGGCAGCCAGCGAGGCUGCGCAGCAGCACGCUGCUGUGCUGCUGCAGCAGCAGCAGCAGCACGAGGAACAGCAGAAGCAACAGCAACAAGCCACCUGCCCCACUUGUGCAACAAGACGGGAACUGCAGCUUUCAGAACUCGCCCUACGCCUGGAGCAGGAGAAGCAUCGGGGCAGCAACGCAAACCCCAACUCGCCAAUAGUGCAGCAGCAGCAGCAGCACUUGCAACAGCAGCUACAGCAGCAAAAGCUGCAGCUGCAGCAGCAGCAGCAACUGGAGCAACACCUCCGCUCCCAGCUGGAGAUGCAAGCGAUGUCCCUUGCAGAGCACCGCAAGACAGUCGGGUGUACCCGUUCUGGACUACCGGUUGCACCACCUGCUGCUGCUGCUGUUGCUGCUGCUGCUGCUGCUGCUGUGCAGGUGAAUGAGUUGCAGCAGCAGCUGAUUGAAGCAGAAACAGCGCGGGCUAGGAAUGCCGAGGCAGUGUCUCUUUUAGAGGGAGAGAAGCGGAAGGCCGACGAGGCUAUUGAGCUGCUGCAGCAGCAGCUGCAGCAGAGUCAGCAGCAACAGCUGCGGCUGCAGCAACUGCUGGAUAAUGCUCAUGCAGGAGCAGCUGAACUUCGUAUGCAGCAGCAGCAGCAGCAGCAAAAGCAGCAGCAGCAACAGCAGCGACAGCAGCAAACGGAGGAGCUCGUAGCACACCUAACUCUCGUGCAUGCAGAGGCGCUGCAACGAGAAGAAGCCCUUAAAGCAGCGAACGCAGAGCUGCAGGCUGAGCUGCAGGAGCAGCAGAAGCAGCUGCACGCUGCAGCAGCAGAACUACAUGCAGCAACGCAACGUUGUCUGCAGGUUGAGAAGGAAAACGAAGGCUUGAUAGAUAAACUCGACACCUUUGCUGCUGCUCUUGCUGCUCGUGCUGCAGCAGAAGACGCAGGAGCAGCGAGUGCAGCAGAAACUGCAGCAGCAUCUGCAGCUGCUCAGUCUCCAUUCGCACGCCUGCAGCAGCAGCAGACGCAGCAGCAGCAGCAGCAGCAGCAAGGGGCUUCUAGUGCCUCUAUUUAUGCAUGCCGCCCGCUCUAUUUAUAA